UACACACACACAGACACACCACACAUAUAAACUUCAGCCCUUCAACUUGAUGAAGUUUCCCUCUAAACUUUACAUUCCGUACGGAUCAGCAGCCCGUUCAGCAGCAUGCCUCCGUCCAACAAGUGGUGGAUUUUGUGCGCCGUGUCGCUCUACUGUCUCACCCGUUUUGGGUCUUGCAGAAGAGAUAGAGAACACGGAGCACCACCUGAGCUCUUCAUCUUCAACGAGCUGUGCGCCCUGAAGGAUGAUUCGGGGCCGUGCAAGGCCAUAAAGGACCGAUUCUUCUUCAGCGUCGACACGGGACGCUGCCAGCUCUUUGAAUACGGCGGCUGCGGGGGGAACGCCAACAACUUCGAGACCUUGGAGUCGUGUGAGGAAAUGUGCGUCGUCUCCGAUGACAAGAACCCGUGCCACCUCGCCGAGGCUCCAGGUCCCUGUCGAGGGCUCGUGAGGCGCUACUUCUUUGACAGCCAGAGUCAGCAGUGCAGGCCUUUCUUUUAUGGAGGCUGCUUUGGCAACGCCAACAACUUCAGGAGCAUGGCCGACUGCCAGGCCAAGUGUCUGAACCCGGUGAAACCUACGACGGAGCCGGAGGUCCACACGCAGCCCGCUAGGAAAGCCGGCGUCGAGCAGCCAACCGUAGCAACUGGACAACUGACUGUAAGUGAACCUCUUGUGCAACAGAACAACAGCAAUCAAGAGACCAGAGAGGAACUCAGCCCUCCGGAGCUGUGCUUCAACCGUGUGGACCGGGGGACGUGUCACGGCGCCGAGAAGAGGUUCGCGUACAACCCGGAAAUCAAGAGAUGCCAGAUGUUCGUCUACAGCGGCUGCGGAGGAAACGGGAACAACUUUACAUCCCGGAAACACUGCAUCCACAAGUGCAUUAAAAGCAAAAGGGGUCACGGGAGGAAGAUGAUCCGAAUAAGGAAGAAAAACAUAGACAGCCUUGUUAACCGCUCGUUCUGAGCGCUCGGCUCCGCUGUGCUGUGCAGUCAUCUGUAUUUAUGACUUUGCUUUACUCAUAUCUUUUGUUUUCUAGAUUAUAUUACAGGACGAGUCUGCCACUAGCCAUGUCACUGUUUCCCCAUGAGUUGAAUGUUAAAUUCAGACAAGAAUUUGUUAAAAAUGAUAAUCAAAAUAACUAAGACCACGUUGCAAUGGGAUCAAACCAACCGUCACGUCCAACGUUUGACACACUGGACUCAGUCGUAAAUAUUACAUGAGCGCUCCGUACUCAUGGGUCAGAACACAACCAUCACUGAGCUCUGCCUUUAUUUCCAUCUCAUCCACACACCCCUAUCUGUAUCUAGCAAGUUGUGACGCCACCGUGUCGACAAAAUCUGUCCACAAACAGACACGUAAAGACCUGACAAGUCACUCGGUGGUGGUUCCUGCCACAGUCGGUGUCUCCAGGACUGCAUUUUGUCUUGAUGACACCCAUCGACAGAAGGUGAAAACAGAGCCUGUUACUACCUUGGCUUGUGCAUCAUGCUGAGGCGGAGCUGCAUUGUACACCACCUGCCAUUUCACAAGCAGUUUGAGGAGUAAAUGUCUCUCUCCUCUGUGAUCUUGUUGUCAAUCAGAGCAUAAGUCACUCUCUGUGCGUCACUCCCACUUUAUUGUGCUACAAAAUAGUUACAAACAUGACAAACAGCUCACCUGUCUUUGGAUUUGUGCUGCUCAGACUACAAGACAUGAACAACAUUAAACACUGUUAACAGUCUGCACCUAGCUGACCUUAAUAAUAAUGUUAUUUGUGUUAGCUUAGCAACAGUCUGAGCAGCACAGAGACAGACAGGUGAUGCUCAAGGAGAAGUGAAACAACUCUGCCUUUGGGGAAAAUUCUGAUCCUAAUGAGUGGGACUCCAAGUUUUUUUUUUUAAAAUUGAGUGUCAAUAAAAAAAAAUCAAAAUAAGUCAUUUCUGGACACAGUGAGACGAAAACAUUACAAUAUUUGAUUAUAGAGAAAAACAAAAGCCCCAACAAAUCCAAUGAUACUGUUUAAACAACCUCUUUGGCAACAGUUGGAAGAAAAACUACUCUUGCCUCCAGCAGUUGUGGUGAGAAUAAAGGGGGAGAGGAAAAGAAAAAUAAGCUCAUGAGAAAAUAAUAAACUCUGAAGACAUGGGUGAGGUCAGCCCAAGCGUAAAUCAGAAACAUGCAGCUCUAGAGCCUCACAGAGAGGACGAAACACAAACUACAGGAGACUAGACACAAACAAUAAUGGUGGCGUAUAGAUGCACGGAGGGUGAAGAAGAGGAGGAGAGCUGCUCAGUGCAUCCUGGGAAGUCCCGUCUAAGCCUAUAGCAGCAUAACUGAAGGAUGGUUUAGGGUAACCUGAGCCACUUUACCAAAAAAAAGUCUAAUCCCAAAAGUAGAGAGAAUGUCCGCCUGUCGAACACAAACCAGGAGCUGAUGGAUGAAAGCUUCGCCUCCUAUUCUGCUUUUGGAAACACAAGGAAGCACAAAUAAGCCUGAGAGCAUCGAGCUGUGUCGGGAUGAUGUGCUGCUAUGAGGAUAAGACAAAGCGUGGUCAUUAGGAGCCCGAAUGUGAGGCCAGGAUUUGAAUUAUGCAACUCUAUUCUGGAUUUUAUAGGGAGCCAAAGCAUCCUUUUACAGGUAGUCCUGAAUUCAAAAGAUCCCAGUUCUGCCGAUGCUUUCAAUGUGGAAAAGUGCCAAGAGUAGUUGUUGAUCCAAUACAUUUUGCAUGAUUGUUAUAGCUGAAUAAAAUGAAAAGGCCUUGAGUAUAGAUGUGAUAUAUAAAGCAUGCAUAAUCAAUAGAAGAUGAAUUGCUUGUGAAGCUGCAGGUGAGAAACAAUGGAACAUUUCCUGCGUUAUAAUACAACCAAACAGCAUCUGAUGAGCUCAGAACUGCAGAUUAAACAGACAAAUUGUGAUUAAAAACUCAUGGGUUGUGGCACUCUUGGCUUGAAAUAACAGCACUUGUAUAAAAAAAUAAAUCAUUGUUAUUCUACCUGAGUUAACUUUCCAGUGACUAAAAUCGUCAUCUCUACUGUUUCCAUAUCUCCCUGACAAAAAACACGUUCGUUUUGCUGACGUCUAACGAAGCGGAUCUCUGCACAGACGCUUUGCAUCCUGGUUAUUUUGCACACGAGUAUUUAACGUCUUUGUAAUUUUACCCUUUCAAGGCUCUGUUACAAUCAUCCUUCCUUCAAUGUUCCUCAGUGAAAACACCAAAGCUGCAGAAACACUUUCUGUUCUGCUUGUGCUGCAUAUUUACUGGAACUGAUGCUUUUCUACAGCGGUUUUUUUUUUUUUUUGGUUUAUCUUCACUGUUGUAAAUCGAUGUGCACAACAGCAUUAGCAGAUUAAUAUCAAUGACUACAAUGUGUAGAGCGUUCUCAAGCAAACCUUUUAAUCAGGAGAACCGUAACCUAACGGCUGUAAAUCAAUGUGAAGAGGGUAAAGACUGUUUAUUACUCUCAGACUUUUCUUUUCAAUCAAUAUUUUGAAGUUUCAUAAAUCACUCAUGCGGUCCUGUUGUUGUUGUUGGUACGGACAAACACAAGGGGGCAGCGUUGUAUAAAGAAAGAAGGUUCUGAGCAGCUAGCCCUCUCGGCUGCACAUUACUCGCUUUACUGUCUUGUUUUAUAACCGCUGCUGCAAUGGACUGGACUGUACCGAGUUUAUAUAAUAAAAUUUUACAAUCUUC
Molecule: messenger RNA, 3676 nt
Organism: Stegastes partitus (bicolor damselfish)
Lineage: Eukaryota; Metazoa; Chordata; Actinopteri; Pomacentridae
Gene: tfpia
Product: tissue factor pathway inhibitor a
Exons: 7
Coding region: 106-969 (287 amino acids)
Biological process (GO): negative regulation of peptidase activity
Cellular component (GO): extracellular region
Molecular function (GO): serine-type endopeptidase inhibitor activity
Source: RefSeq, a predicted model, not a curated record